AAGCAGCUGAAACCAAUCAAACGGACAGUAUGUAAGUCUAUCGGCAAUCGUGUUUGAACACGAGCGAUAAGGCCUUUCUGAAAAUCUGCAAUCUAAUGUUUGCUCUAAAAACCGUUGCACCUAUUACUAUCUACGAACAUUUAUUUUUUUAAAUACUACGCCGUUUCCUGGGUUAUAGAAUCGAUCUAAUCCAAGGCCCUGCGUACACAUACAUGUAUACAUGAUCGUUUCGCGUUCGUUUCGUUGGAAAUCAAGUGGCCGCGAACUCAACAAGCGCCGUUUAAUCGCGAGAGAUCCCCCUCGGUCAAUUGCACCGUCGAACCAAUGUCGCAAUCGAGUUAACGCGGUCGAAUUAGAUUUAGCCGUUUACGUUACCGUUUGUGUUCCAGUCGACCCGCUGGCGCCGAUACGGGAACUCGAUCCUUGUUCUCUGGAACGGUCGUUAGCGAAGGAGAAGGAACUGUACGUGGCCUGUCCCACGAAAGAUGAUGGACUCGUUUUCCGAACGCUCUGUCUUCUGCCUAAACCGGACCGUGAUUAUCAGCAAGCACGGAAACGAUCACUUUUUUCGAUAUUCCCACGAUCGCCACAGCACGAAUUAUGGUACAUUCGCGACAGGCGAUGGAAGAAUUUUCUGAAACGUAGCGGUCCCAUCGUGGAUUGCACCAAAAAGGAAGAAGUACAGAAGGUCGACGAUGACGACGACGAUGACGAACCAUGUGGUUUCUUAAAGGCGAGACACAAGUUUGAGAAACCGAAGAGUCUUCCAUUGGGAAACAUAAAUGAUUACACGGUCGAAAAGUUGCAAGAAUCUAGUCAGCACGAUGCGAAACUUAGCGAGAAGCUUAAUAUGGAUCAUCCGAAGAAGUAUAUACCUGGCGUGAUUCAUCGGAUGGAGAAUCCAGACGACACGAGCAUGCAGGAUGCCCUCGAACGAGCGGACGCCUUUAGAGUAGUUUUGAAGAUGCACGAAACCCCUUCGGCGAGUCCACCUGUUGACGAACGUGUUUCCUCGAAAGAACAUCCACGCGUCUCAGCUUGUUGCUGUGAAACGGACGAUGACGUGCAAGUCAAAGCUCCAAAGUAUUUUGGCGAUGAACGAUGGCAACCUCUUCACGAGGAUAUACCUUUUCCGAAAGAGAAUCAUAAAAGGCACGAAGAGCUGCGAAAACUGACCUACCCGUUUUUACACGAGCUGCACACGUGGUAUUCGAAAAACAAGCCAACGAGAUUGAUCGUUCCUCUGCGGUCCCCGGGAAAAAGACCGAUGCCCGAAAUGAGAUUUUCCCAUUUGUAACGUCGUCCGCGUCUCAAAUACGCGUCAAAUAACGUCGUAUAUCAAAUAAUAAUGGCCUAGAAUAAGCGAGCAGCAAACGCAAAGUAAAGAAUUCGCGUUUAACGUUAGCAUUUUACUUAACAUUUACGUGGAAUAUCAAAUUACGCUGUGGAAAGCUACGAUAUGAGAUUAUGUUCAUUUUUCGUUUCAUGCUUGCGAAUUCCAUAGAUAAUGAGAUAGAUUUUUGUGCUACAAUUUAAUGUCUCUUAGUACAGAAUUAAUUAAAAAGACUGGACGAUAAACAUCGGGAAUAAUGGACCAAUCGACGCGUUACAGUAUUUCCUGCUUGUCACAUUCGGCUCGUUUUGCACUUUAUCGAUUGCCCUUUCCACUCUCGGUACUUAUCAAUGAAAGCAUCAACAUUACGCGUGUAUGCGCGACGCACCAUGAAUUGCGAUUAAUUGCGAUAAAAAUUACGAUAUCUCUGUUGAAUUAGCGUUAUUCGUCACCGUCCGUCUGAAAUUUCAUCUUUGCGGAAGAUAAGAGUAAAAUUUAUAUAACUGAACGCAAUACAUUUGCAAUUACAUUGAUUCGUUGACAUAGAGAGCAAUAAUGUUAGAUUAAUAUAACGAUUCGAAUGCCUGAUAGUUUAUUGGCGCAGAUCGUUCAAAACGUGUAAUUAUAUUUCGCUUUAUUCGCACGUGAUUAUGUUACGUAGCUGUGGACAUGCCGGCCAGGAUUUCAUCAUAAAAUUUUUCCCACGUAUUCGCUGAACGAACUUCACCACGCAAGAACCACUCCUCCAACGGCAAAUAUUAAUUCUGUUAGCCUCGGUUACACUCAAUUAAAUUCGAUAA
Messenger RNA from Ceratina calcarata, 2133 nucleotides. RefSeq lists its product as uncharacterized. Bases 221 to 1297 code for a protein of 358 amino acids. NCBI's taxonomy places the organism in Eukaryota, Metazoa, Arthropoda, Insecta, Hymenoptera, Apidae. The record is from RefSeq and is a predicted model, not a curated record. The transcript is spliced from 5 exons.